Molecule: messenger RNA, 9315 nt
Organism: Nomia melanderi (Alkali bee)
Lineage: Eukaryota; Metazoa; Arthropoda; Insecta; Hymenoptera; Halictidae
Gene: Spn
Product: protein phosphatase 1 regulatory subunit spinophilin
Biological process (GO): calcium-mediated signaling; actin filament organization; neuron projection development
Cellular component (GO): actin cytoskeleton; postsynaptic density; cytoplasm
Molecular function (GO): actin filament binding
Source: RefSeq, a predicted model, not a curated record
AAACAGUACUGUUUAUCCUUACCAGUUGAACUGUUGCCUUAUGAAUGUGUCAGUAGAAUAAUAAGUAUCACUUGAAAGAUAUGAUUGUGUCAGCAUGUUAUUACACCUUUAAAGAAGCAUGUAAAUUAGAGAAUACAUAGCUGUUCUGUAUUCAAUAUAUUCCCUGUUACACCCAAUAUAAAUAUUUAUUUAUUGAAAACUGAUGUUGUUAAUUAUAAACGCAUAUUCUAUUUUUAUUUUCAGUGUAAAGUAUUUAGAACAGUUGGUCAAUAAUAAUAUGUUCAUACUGAUAUGAAAAUUGAAAUUAUUUCCAUGAACUACAUUUUCAUAGAACAUCACCUUAUUGGGUUCAAAAGUUGAUAUUUUUUAAUAAUAUUUCUUCUCAAAUAUAUUGUUUUAUUCGAUUUAUUUAAAAUUACAUGCAUUUUGAGUUAGUUCACAACAAAAAGUAGUAAGUGAAAGUUUGCUACAUUAGCUCCAUUAUUUAUUUUAAGAUACAGUUAAUUUUAGUCUAUUAUUACAAAGGCUUGCACAUUAUAUACAUGGCACAUAAUAUGAGAUCAUAACAUGUGCAUGCUUCCACUUUUCAUACUUCAACUACAGAGAAAGGAUUCAAGUAUUGAUUGCAGGAGCAUGGUGUGCUAUGGCAAUGGGAGGAGGGUGAAGCCCAGACAAGACCCCACCUCUGUAUACAUGCCCUCCAUUUAAGUUUAACUUAAAUCAUUUCAGACAAUCAGAGACAGAUAUACCUAAUAUCGUCAGAAAAAUGAUUAAUAUAAAAAAUACGUGAAUGACAAUGGGCUGAAGUAUAUUAGGCAUUGAAACUCACAUUACUUUUAUACAAGUGAGGUCCAGAAAAGGAGUCAUGGCAACAGUGGAAGAAAAGAAAAGAGUUGGUGGUUCAAAAGUGUCAGCCAUUGCAAACAUCUUUCAAUCGAAACCACAACUGGACAAUUUAAGCCAUAGAACUAAUAAUAUUCUGUCAGAUGGUUUCAAAGAACCGGCUGUGCCUUUAAAAGAAUCUCCUACGCAAGUCACAGUUGUUAGAACUGAAAGUCAUGUGGCCCGUUUCAACAAUGCGCGAGCUCUAUUCGAGAAACUUGGGGAAGAAAAUAAACCAAAUAAACCGAUUGACAGAAUUGCAAAACCCAGCAACUUACACGGUUUAAGAUCACGUUCUAGUUCAGCAAAUUCUGGAUCAGGCUGUACGUCUCCAGCUAGGUCACCUCGUCCUCGAUCCCCGUCGCCUCCGGGUACUAGGGAUCAUUUAAGUAAUUGGAGCGCAAGUGUACCAGCCUUAAACGCUGAAAGACAUUUUGAAAACGGUCAUAAUCAUGGUUUCGAUAAUGUGCCAGAUAAACAUAAAUCGCGAUCAGGAUUUGGAAAAUUUGAUAAAAAUUAUGGGAAGGAAAAUCGAUUGGACGAUCGUCCAGAAAAACCGGAGAAACCUGAAAGACGAUUGAACUCGAAAGAAUUAAUUGAGAAACAAAAAAAUUGGACUAGUCAUUUCUCAAAAACUAGACCAAGCAGAUACAAUUCAGAUCCAAAUAGAUCCGUAGUCCAAAGCUCAUUGAAUCAAAGCGCGAAUAAGGUGAAUGUUGACUCUGUUUCUGCAGGACAUGCACAAAAUGCCGCAAACGUUGAUAAUGAAGUAAAAAGACCAACAGAUAUCUCUACUAAUCCAGCCACAAGAUCUGCAAGUUUUUGUUCUGUUAGGUCAUCAGCCAUAUCUCCACCUCCACCUCUACCGCCAACCAGAAAUUCGUCGAAUGUGAAAAAAGAAAGACCGGCAAGUAUCGCGGCUGUGUCUCCUUCGGAUAUUCCUAGUAGUCCAGAGUAUGCUACUAUAAACAAGUAUUUCGAUACUUCUCCCACCAUACCAGAGUACGCAGUUGUACAAAAGAACACGAAUGUACAAAACAAACAUUUCCAAAGAAACCAAGAACAUCGGGAAGGUUCGAAGAACGUUGCUACUCCUGCGGGAGAAAGGACACAAGAUGUGUUCAUACCAGAGUAUGCAGUUGUACAGAAGAACACUGCGGCCAAAGCGCAUUCGCGGAAUGCAGACAUAUCAAAAAAUACUUCUUCUGUUCAGCAUUCAAAGGGAUUCAGUAAUUCAGAAAGUAAUCUGAGUACUAAAACUGCUCUUGCAAGCUCAAGUAUCGAUAUAUAUUCACAAUCGAAAUCGCAUGUUUCUCCUUAUGAUAGAAAUUCUGAUAUAUCUAGUCCAACACGGAGUAUCUCGAUAGAGAAUAUUACUAGUAUUGCGUACGAAAAUAAGACAAGGAAGGAUAGCGACUUGCUUGACACUCCUGAGUAUUUAAAUUACCCUACGAAUUCCAUACGUUCACCGCCGAAAACUUCUGAAUGGAGGAACGAGUGGUUAGCUAAAAAUGAUGAGAUAUUGAAGAAAGCGGCGGACUUGAAGAAUUCUAGAGAGGUAUUGGACGUGGAAACGAAAAACGAUGUCGUUAGACCUGAUCCAAGACCAGAUUGGGCCAGAUCGUGUAUAAAUACGGUCAGGAAAAAAGAUAAUCUGACGGAUGAAAGGAAAAUAGAACCUUCGAAAUCUCCGGAUCCGGAAUUGAGACCACCUUCUGGAGGUACGGAUAGCGCUUCUUCUAGUAUGAGCUCCCCUAGCUCCCCUUCCAAGGAUAGUAAAGAAGAGAAGGCAGAUAAGGAAAUGUCUGAAAAAAUUCAAGCGGGUCGAAAUAGUUAUGAUUUGGAACCUGAAGAUCAAGAAAAGCCUGCAUCGUACACAGAAGCUAUUUCCGAAAAAGAUGUUUCAGAUAAAAAUUCAAGAUUUAGUGAAACAGAUACAACUACCGUCAUUCGUCGUUCUCACGUCCGUGUUGAUCUUCAAGCAGCUGGUUUGGGACAACGACCACCAUCUGUUAUUAGUUCAGAUCAAGAGUAUCCAGCUCUAGAACACAAGGAUAUACCAAUACCUUCGCCAUAUGCAAAGAAAAUACAACAAAAUCAGGAAGUUUCUGCACAAAACAAUGAAGUUAAAACUCAAAUAAAAGGAAGCACAGAAGAGAAUGCGGUAAUAAAAACUGAUUCAACAAAAAGUUGCCAUAAUAAGAUAUCUCAAGAUAGUAAUCAUGAUCAUGGACGAACUAAUUCAGUGAUCACAGAAGUAAAUCAAAAUGUAGUUUUAGAUAAUAAGUCAAAAUCAAAUAUUAUUAAUGAGAGGCAUGCAUUUUCUGAAACGGUAUGCCAGAAGACCGUGUCGAAUGCCAAAAACGAUCAAAUUAAAAUUUCUAUGCGGGAAAAGAUUGCAAAAAAUAAAGAAGAAGUGUCUGGGAAACGUUCAAGUUUUGCUGAAGUUGAUAAUAAAGAUCAAACAGAUAAAGCCAUUUUAAAUACGAGUCUGAGUUCGUCAAUCUCAAAUGUCUCGAGUACUGAGAAUUUGUUAGAGAAAGCUGUUAUUAAAGAGGCGGAAUUAGAUGAAGCUGUAUAUCCUGCGAAUACAUCUAAAGUAACAACAAAAGCCGGUAGCCAAAAGGAAUAUAUAACAUUAGCAGGAAAUACAGCACCGCUACCCAAAUCUAAUUCCCAGGCAGUAAACAGUAUUUUAAAUAGAUCCAUAGAGGAAUCAGAUCAACCUCAAACCACUUGGGAACAAGAGAAACUUAAAGCUGAUCAAUUAGCUAAAUUACGAUUACAAGAAAAUAACUCGCCAAGUUCAAUGCAACAAGUUAAUGUACCUCAAAGCACAUCUCCCGUUAUUGCAUCUCAACAGCACGUAGAUAAGAAGCAAAUUAAUGAACACGUUGUAUCUGAAAGCAGUCUUCACGAAGACAGUGAUUCCAGUGACACUAAGACUAUUACAAAUUUGGAGUAUGCACCAGUGGAUAUGCAACAUGUUAAUGAACAGAGUAAUCCAAAAAGUGCAGUUGAAGCUCCAUCCAAAACUAAUCUUAAUCAAGCAGUUCCUGUAACACCAGACACUAUGACUGCUGAUGAAGCAGAAAACCUACUAAGUUCCCGCAUCCUAGAGAAAAAGAUAAGACAAGGAUCAGCUUUAUUGUCGGAUGAGGAAGCACAAGAAAUAGCAAGAUUACUUUCUCCUACUGUGAAUACUGAGGCUGUAAAUGAAGGAAAUUCUAUUGAUAAAAGUAAAGAGAUCGACAAAGAGAGGGAGAGGGAGGAUCAAGAUAAUACACCGGAUUGGCUUUCCGAUGUCCUGUCUGCUCCUGAUACCAGUCUUAUUAAUAGCACCACUAAUGAUUAUAGUUUAUCCCAUAGAUCACGUAGCGAUUUAACGAUAGACUCGUUGACGGAGAGUCAAGUGGGUUCUGUAACUGGAAGCGAAAGUGGUCUUCUUGGUUCAGUUAGCAGUUUGAACGACACUCAUGAAACUAAUGACGAUACAGAGACUGAACAUCAGGAUGAGUACAUGCCUCCAAUGCCAGGCAAAAUUGUGCUGGUAGAAAAUGGAGUGCAUUAUUUUGAGGAUGGCCAUUUCUGGAUGGAAGUUGCUGGAAUACCGGAAUCGGACGAGGAGAAAGAAGAUUACCCGACAGAUAUACCAGUCAAGAAGAUGACUAAAGUUACAUUUGAUACGGGGCCAAUGAGAGUUUAUUCUACUCAUUCGGUGAACGAGUAUGAUCGUCACAACGAAGAUGUCGAUCCCGUUGCUGCAAGCGCUGAGUACGAACUCGAAAAACGGGUGGAGAAGAUGGAGGUAUUUCCGGUAGAACUGAUGAAAGGACCAGAAGGUCUCGGUUUAAGUAUUAUCGGAAUGGGUGUCGGUGCAGAUGCAGGACUCGAGAAGUUAGGUAUAUUCGUGAAAACUAUCACUGAAAAGGGAGCAGCUGCACGAGAAGGUAGAAUACAAGUGAACGAUCAAAUCGUUGAGGUUGAUGGAAAAUCUUUAGUCGGUGUGACACAAGCUUACGCAGCCAGCGUUCUUCGUAAUACUUCUGGUCUUGUGCGAUUUGUGAUCGGCAGGGAACGCGAUCCGAACUCAGAAGUGGCUAUGUUAAUACGACAAAGUCUUCAGGCGGAUAAGGAAAGAGAACAGCAACAGCAGCAAGCUAAUUCUGCUAGAAAACUAAAUUUUUCGGAUGCCUCGCCCGAUGGUCAACGAUCUGGCGAGGAUAUUUCUGUCGGAGGGAUGGGUGCAAUACCAGGCUCUCCAGCCAUGUCGUCAUGUUCCGAAGGGGAACCUCCCCAAAGUCCUAUUGAAAGUUACUUAUCUGCUUCCGGUCGAAGUAGAUCUCCUAUUAUUAGUUCAUCGAUGCCACCACAUGCGCCUACUACACAAAGUGAUGUUGACAGUUUGAGGCUACUUUUACAAGAGAGUCAGUAUAAACUAGCAUUAGCAGAUGGAGAGGUGGAAAAGCUGAAAGCUAAGCUUGUAGACUUAGAGAACAGUGGAGCAGGUAGCGAGGAGUACGCAGCAAAACUGCGUGAAUCUGGAUUACGACUCCAUGAAUCCGAGAGAGCCUUGGGUACUGCCAGACAGGAUUUGGCAACGGCUCGAGAAAUGCUUUCUCAAGCAACAGCUCAGAAUGCUGCUUUGCAACAAAAGUAUGCACGAGCAAGGAGAGCAGCUCGUGAGCUGCGCGCGGAUAUUGCAGCUCGAGAUGAAUUUUAUCAACAGUUGUUACAAGAAAAAGACACGGAGUACAAUGCUCUUGUAAAGAGUUUAAAGGAUAGGGUUAUCACGUUGGAAGUAGAAUUGACCGAGACUCAAAGGAGAUUUGGGUUGCCAGUAAGAUUGCCUUACGAUGGCACAACAGCUAGAAUAGUUACACCCCAAUUAUCACGACGCCAGUUACCACCGCCACCUUCGUCCACUAGUUGUCAACUGUCAGACACAGAGACAUCAGAUCUUAGUAGCCCCGACGAUGGUGACAAAACUGCAACGGUGGAGAGGAAAUUGCCACUUCCAUUGCCGGUCAAAGAAGAAUUGGAUAGAGCUGUGCCUGCCCAUCGACUUCUUGAUAAUUCUGCAGGGAAAAGUAAGGCUGAGCUUGCUAGUAGGGGAGGUUUGGCAAACCGACAACUUCCUAAACGGUCUGGUGGCCUUAGCAAUAGCAGUUCUGAUUACGGUUUGGACGAGUCUGGUGAUAAUACUGACGAGGAUUCUUCUUCCAAGCUUCUUUCUCAAGACACUAGUAGCAGAUCGCCAAAUGACUUAACGUCGAAGCAAUCAAACUUGAGUUCCUAUUCCAGUAGUUCUUCGAUUAGUUCACUGAAGAGUAAGCAUAUGGAACCUACGCAUCCCACAGCGAUUCGACAGCAUAGUACUAUUAGUUCGCAAGUUCGAGCUAUGACAGAACAGAGUUGGCCACAGUCGCAGAAAAAUUUAACAGGACCUCCGGCAUCUUUAGCAGAACAAUUGAAGCAGGUCCUAGCGGAAAGAGAAAGACGACUUGGUGGAAAUGAUAUGUCUUCUUCAAGGGAGAGUUCGGGAGACUUUAGUGAUUUAAAUAAUCCGCACAACAACGAUCCAACCUUGGUUACCCACCAUUUAGUAGAGGAAAUAAGACAGGCUGUAAACGAGGCCAAUCAAAGAGUGAAAAAAGUUACUAUUCCUUCGCCAAAUGUUAUUGGGAGCGGUGGAACGCCUUGGCAUCAUCCAGGUAGUUCACCAUCCAGUUUGUCCUCUGGUGGAUCGGUGAGCCCGCCUGCAGUUGAUCCUAGUCCAUCCAAAACAGAUGCGAGUGAAGUUUGGUUGCCUCCUCAUCCAAGCGACUUUGGUUUAGGUGACAAGAAAUCUCACUUUUGGCAAAAUGCCCCAGUAACGGAUUGGUCCAAGGAACAAGUGUGUCAAUGGUUGACUGGAAUCGGCUUGGAGCGGUACGCGCCGCGUUUUCUGGAAACUGGUAUCAAUGGUGGAAACCUUUUGCGGUUAGAGUCUCGCGACCUGAAAGCUUUUGGUAUUUAUGGAGAAGAAAAGUCUCAUCUGAAACGAAAGUUGAAAGAACUUAGAGCACAAGCAGACCGUGAACGCAAGGAGAGGAAAGAGAUUGAACGGAUGCGACGGAAAGCAGAAAAGGCUGCCAGGAAAAAAUAGUUUAUGCGUUCGAUAUGCAUUUGUGCUCUUUACGAAAUGCAAUAACAUUGCACAAAAAGUCGGUGACAUAUGGAAAUUUGAUGUACGAUAUUCCAAUGAUGUUCGUAGUGUAUGUAUUUUCGAUUACUUCCGUCUUGUAUUUAAUUCUUUAGCGCGUUUAAGCAGUCAUUAAGUAAAUAUUCUUGUUCGGAUUCCUAGAUAUCCGAAGUUUUAAACUUUGAUUAUUUAUAUACUCAAUUAAAAAAACUCAUCUCCUUAAUUUUUGCAUUUAUUUAUAUAAAUAUAUACCUUUGUAUUCAUGUUGCUUCAUUCUUCUUGUAGUAUUUGUAUUAAUUAUUUAUGAAGCAACAAUGAAUAUGAUUCAAAUAAUGGAAGCAUGUAUGAUGGUACAAACAUGCUUACAAUGCCAGACGUAUGCAUGUGAUAUGUAUGUAAAAAAUCCAAGCCAUUUAGAUAAAUUGUAAUAAAUUUUCGAUUAUCUAGAAUUCUUUUUAAAUAAUUGUAAGUAUAUUUUUUUUGUAGUGAUACAAGUUUCACGUUACUAGAAUAUAUUAUUCCUGUAUUUAUUUUUAUUAUUGAGUUGAUUGUGUAAUAACAAUUUUUCAUAAUGCAUCUCGCAGAAUGUUAGUAAAUUAGAGUUUUAAUGUAUCUAUUUCUUGGAAAAAAAAAUGAAUUUACUAUGUACAUCAUUGAACUAUCAACGAAUUUGUAAUUUGUCAAUGCGAUACGUGUCAUAAAUUCCAUUUGUAGAUUGAUCGACUUACAAAGUAAUUCUAUUCACCUGUAUUUAUUCCAUCAAAAUUUUCUGAAUAGUUAAUACGUUUCAGAAUGUUAGUCAGUGGAUUGCAUUUUUUUUUGUUCAAAUCAUAUCAAAUUGAAGUAUUAACGAGGUCAUGUUGCUACCGUUUUCAGUGUUCGUAUUAGGCAUUUGUUCUACUUUUAAUCUUGCGAAAUUUGUACUAUACGAACGAAGUACUUGAUUACCCGCACAACGUCGAUUUUAUUGCGACGAUAAUUUUUAAAUUAUGUGAUGAUGAACUUCUUUAGCGUUUUUUUGUAUACUUUAGACAUUCCAUGCGACUAUGUAGUUUUAUCUUUAUUAACAAACAAUUAGAAUCACUGCGGAAGCUUUGAUGCUUCGAGCGAAGUCCCUAUAUAUGCGUGGAUAUAUAAUGUAUGUUAAUACGAAUCCAAUAACCAAACGAGAACACGUAUUGAAUAUUCAUUCGCGAAUAGUAAUUACGGGACUCGCUUGGAUAUUAUGUAGGACGAACGUACCUUAUUGUACGUACACUUAUUUAUGAUAAUGUUAUGACAAACGUCUUGUACAAUGUUAAGUACUUUAUUUUCUCUUUAUACUGUUCUUAUCAUAUAAUAUAUCCUGAACAACAAAGUUUCUUUUAUACAAAACUCGAGCAAAGUAUUUGGCAUUGAUAUACAUUGUACAUAGUACACAAUGAACGAUCAAUAAUAUUGUAAUCUACGAAAAAAAACUGAGUAUGUCGUAAGGCGUGUAAGAGGCAUAACUAUAGUGUCAUAAUAUCUUUAUAGAAACUAGUUUUUCAUUUCCUAACUUAAGCGUUUAUCAAAGGUCCUCCAUUUUUUAACGGUACUUCGUAUAUCACAAUAUACUGAAAUCAAUUAAUACUUGUUGUUUCUGUUAUGUACAACGAAAUGUAGGAAGCGAACAGAAAAGUUUCAUCAAAAGGAAAACAAUUUUGCGUCUCAGGGUAAUGAAAAAAAAAGAAAUUCAUUCUGGAAAUGCGCGUAUGUUUAGUGAGUGCAAAAAAAGAAAAGACUCCAGGAUUAGUACGUCCCGCAAUUCGUUUAUGAAUAGUAUUGCAAUUUUCUAGGAGCUGACGUUUGAUAAAAACCGACUGAUUUACAAUAAGUUUGUAGUUGAUUUUCAACGAAUGGCUUAGAUAAUGCAAUUUAAUAAUGAUGUAACACUUAUCCAAAAGUAAUAGUCUGGCCCAAGAACCAAAACUUAUAUACCUUUGUGGAGCUGCAUAGUAUCUAAAUGUUUUUCAUACGUUUUUCGAUACUAAUUUUAAAUUAUUGCUCAUGAAAGGGAAAAAAUUAUGGUUCCAUGCAUAAAGACGGAAUGUGGGAGUUGCGUGAACGGCAGCUUUUUAAUAUUGUCUAUGAAAAAGUAUUGUCAAUAAAUACUCUUAAACGUUUUAAUUAAAAGUAAUUCAUACAAUAUAUUCAUAGUCUGUUGAUUUUUUACCUAAUAAAUUAAACAUUAAGGCGAAAUUGUAAUGUACAGUAUAUGUGUGUCUAAA